GCAUUUAAUAAAAACCCUCUCAAAUUCUUAGGAGCUGGGAAAGAGAAGGACAACAAUCUAUUACCAUUAAUUUACAAUCAUACCAAGUAAUAUCACAGAUUGACUGUAGUUGAAUCCUCCAAACAAUGCUAGUCUAGUUUAUGUGUCAUUAUUAUAUUAACUGAUCAAUUACUGCAUAUAAUGAAUAGCCUUAACAGCUGCAUCUGUUUCUAUGGCUCGUUAUGGAUAUUAUUCAAUGGAGAGUAACGAAAUAUCAUUCAGUGAGGGAGAGCACCUGGGGAUAUUAGAGAAGGAGAGUAGUUUUUGGUGGAAAGGAAUAUCCUUGGUGUCUUAUGAUAAGGGAUACAUUCCUAGUAGUUGUGUUUACUCAUUGUUGGAGUCACUUCAAUUGUUAGAGUUUAUACUGUCAGUGGAAGAAGUGUCCCUUCCUAUUUUACAGAAAAUUAGAAAUGAUUCAUUUAGUAAUGACGAGAAAGCUUCUCUUUUCUUGGAGAUUAUUAAUGAUGAUCAUAUUAUGAUACCUGCACUGAGACAAGACAAAGAACAACAUGAUAAUGGAGUUACUGGGAGAGUGAACUGGGACAGUGACUGGGUAUUCCUUGAUUCUCCAUCUCCAGUUCAGUGUAAUGAAGCAUUUGAUAAUAAUCAUGAGGAGAUUAAGCUUAGCUUCUCAUCCACAUGUACUAAUAGUACAGUAUCUCUAUUAUCAUCAACUAAACUUCAUACACUACACCUGAGGAGACUUGAGAUAUGGCGCACUCCAUUAACUAAUGAUUGUAUCCAGUACUUGUGUACUCUACUAACUAAUAAUGAAACAAUACAAGAACUAGUCAUCAAUGGCCACUCUAUUAGUGAUAGAGGAGUUAUUUAUGUCUGUCAAGCACUUGAACACAACUCUACACUUACCUUAUUAGAUCUUUAUCGCAAUCCUCUUAUUACUUCUGCUAGUGAACAAGCUCUUUCUCACCUCCUCUUCAAUAACUCAUCACUAGUUAAACUGGAUCUAUGGAGGACUUCAUUGUCAUCUCACUCAAUACUAUGUAUUCUACAGUCUUUAUCAAACAAUAAUAAGAAUUUAACAACACUCACACUAGACAAGCAACAUGAGAAGACCUGUAUUAAUACUAUUCCUAGCUAUCACCUCAUACAAGACAGAGUCCGUUGGUGGUAACUAUAUAAUCACUCUUAAUGUGAACUUAUUUAUAAUAUUUUCUUGAUACAAUAAUUAGAGCUAUUAUGCCAAGACAGUUCAUCUUCACCAAUAAGCAGCCAAUCAGAAUACAUACACUACUUUACAUGAUAAAAGGUGGACCAGUGACACAUUGUAUUAUCAAUAAUCUAACCCAUGAACAUUUCUUGCUGAUCUCUCAUCAAUCUCUCUCUCUCCUUUACCAGGAUACUGUAAAUUCCUUCUUUUACUGACACACACUCAUCUCUCUUUGUUGUCAUCAUUUCAUUCUAUUUCCCUCUCCUUUAUUUCUACCUCUUUCUCAGCCUUUAAUAACUUUUCUCAAGCUGACCUUCCUCCAUUUCAUGUCAGCAAUUAAGUCAGCCUUGUUUCUGGCAUUGUUAAAAUAUACAUGUCCAUAUGUA
Molecule: messenger RNA, 1593 nt
Organism: Amphimedon queenslandica
Lineage: Eukaryota; Metazoa; Porifera; Demospongiae; Haplosclerida; Niphatidae
Exons: 2
Coding region: 212-1171 (319 amino acids)
Molecular function (GO): protein binding
Source: RefSeq, a predicted model, not a curated record